Molecule: messenger RNA, 547 nt
Organism: Hippopotamus amphibius kiboko
Lineage: Eukaryota; Metazoa; Chordata; Mammalia; Artiodactyla; Hippopotamidae
Gene: RPL39
Product: ribosomal protein L39
Exons: 3
Coding region: 145-300 (51 amino acids)
Biological process (GO): translation
Cellular component (GO): cytosolic large ribosomal subunit; ribosome
Molecular function (GO): structural constituent of ribosome
Source: RefSeq, a predicted model, not a curated record
GAGGCUGCCAGGGGACUUUGGUUGGCUCACAGCGUGAUCUCCACAAGCCCCGCCCCCGGAGGUGCCUUCUAAACACGUUCUUCCGGUCGUUUCGUCCUCUUGUCUUCUCCGCCAUCCUCUGCGAGGUUGAGUUAGCUCCUCAGCAUGUCUUCUCACAAGACUUUCAGGAUCAAGCGAUUCCUGGCCAAGAAACAAAAGCAGAAUCGUCCCAUUCCCCAAUGGAUUCGAAUGAAAACCGGUAAUAAAAUCAGGUACAACUCCAAGAGAAGACAUUGGAGAAGAACCAAGCUGGGUCUGUAAGGAGCCUCACAAAUGAAGUGGCAAACAUUUGUGUCGAGUUCGCUUGCCUCUUACCAUAUCAGAACGUCACUAAUGGGUUAUUGUCUGGAAAUGAGAAAAAUGGGAUGUUACCUCUUUUCUUGAUGUGUUGGCACCAAUGCUCACUGUCAGGCCUGCUAAUAAAUGAUACCUAUUGUUGCAACUGUUGGUGUAUUAUUCUGGUUUGUGAUGAUGUACUGAAUAAAUACCCCUCCUGUCAGAUAUAACA